CCUGAAGAGGACCAAAAGCUGAUUUAUUCUGGGAAGCUGUUGCUUGAUCAUCAUUAUCUGAGAGAGUUGCUGCCAAAGCACGGGGAGUUGCAUGCUCUGCAUUUGGUAUACAACUUCAAGACUCCUGCAAAUGUGCCAGAAACCAAUGCGGAGGUUAAAGCUGAUCAGCUGAAAAUAUUGUCAGAAGCCAGUGAAGAACCAUCUGUAUCUUCCUCAAAUGGUGAAAGACUGAGGUGCUCUUCUGGUGGCCAGUCUUCAGCAGAAGCCAGUAACAGGCUGGAAACAACUCGGCAUCCCUUCCAAAACGUGGCUCCUGGCUUCUCGGCUUAUACAACCUACAGCAUGCUUCAGAUGUCCUGGCUCCAGCAGAUUUAUGCAAGGCAAUAUUACAUGCAAUACUUGGCUUCUACGGCUGCAUCUGCUGACCCCUCCCAUGCACGACAUCUGCAGGACACACCGGUGGCACCAGUGACACCUCCGGCUCCUCUCCCAGACCCAUUUCCUGCACAAAAUCAGCCUGGAAACCAGAAUGCUGCUGCCCAGGUUAACGCAGUGGCCAACCAGAACUUGCGGAUGAACGCCCAAGGGGGUCCCCUCAUGGAGGAAGAGGAGGAGGGUGGCAAUCGAGAUUGGUUGGACUGGCUCUACUCAGCAACACUGUUCUAUGUUUUUGUCAACAUUAUCUAUUUCUACUCCAGUGUCAGCAGAUUCCUCCUGGUUAUGGGUGGCACUGUUCUGAUGUACCUGCACCAUGUUGGAUGGCUUCCAUUUAGACGAAGACCAGUUCAGCCCUUCCCAGGCAAUGUUCCUCCCCGUGCUGCUAUAAACCAGGACCAGAACAAUAACUUACAGGAGGGAAAUGCAGGCAGAGCAGAUGAACCUGAGGCAUCUCCUGAUGAGGGACGAGUUCUACAAGAACUGCAGCAGGCCAACCCUUCAUUUAUGAGCACAGCAUGGGUUUUUUUCAAGACUUUCUUUGCAUCCCUCCUUCCAGAAGGGCCUGGAGUGACCCGCAACUGA
Molecule: messenger RNA, 1020 nt
Organism: Balearica regulorum gibbericeps (East African grey crowned-crane)
Lineage: Eukaryota; Metazoa; Chordata; Aves; Gruiformes; Gruidae
Source: RefSeq, a predicted model, not a curated record